AUGACGGGAUACAGGAGCCAGUGGGUCCUUUGUGCGGUCGCAACAUGGCUUGUCCUAGCGCCACAGGCUUCACUCUGCCUCCAGCUGCGUUUGUCGCGUGGAGCGUCUCUCGACCGUAAACAGGCGUUAGAACAGCGAAGCGCGCUCCUUCCCGGAAUCAGUCUUUUCGAAGAAUCCUCUCCCUCAGAAACUCCGACGGAAGGUGCAGGGGCAGGUGGUCCGGGAGGCCCCGGAGGAGAUCCUCCAGUUCCACCACCCCGCACACACGGCCUUCGAGGAUCUCCUGGUGGGCCUCAAGGACCAGGCAACGACGACCCCACCAAGCCAUCCGGCAAGCCUCCAGUUCCAUUGCCCCGUGGUAUUCCGCUUGGCCAAGGUCCAACUGACCCGCUUCAAUCAACAAGCGAUUAUGGUCCCUCAGACCCCCUCGGUGCAGGGCCGCCUGAAGGUUCCCCUGGCACUCCAGGCCCUUCAGGUGGAGGCGGUAGAGGUCGUAAUUUCACCGUCAAGAAGCGAGGAGGUGGACCUCCGCCUCCCCCUACCCGUCUUGGUGGCCCAGGAGGCUCUCUUACUGGGCCUGGUUAUGAACAGGGGCCUCUACCUCCAUCAGGACCCCAUAAAGGUCCUGGAGGACUCCGAAGGCGAGGCGGCUUCCGCAGUAAAAGCGGAGGAGGUCGCGGCAGAGGUCGAGGUAGAGGUCGAGGUCCAUUGUCUGAUUCUGGAGGCCAAGGAGGAGGUCCUCCUGGGGGUGACUCCGGUCAGGGACGCGGUUUGGGAGGCCCUUCGGAGGAUUCCGCCACGGGGUCAGGGGGAGGGGGCCCUGAUGAUGACAGCGAAGAUGAGGGACCUCCGCCUUUCAAGCCCCCUCCACCACCUGGGAAAUCUUAA
Messenger RNA from Cyclospora cayetanensis, 888 nucleotides. RefSeq names its product basic salivary proline-rich protein 3. The transcript has a single exon. The record is from RefSeq and is a predicted model, not a curated record. Bases 1 to 888 code for a protein of 295 amino acids. Lineage: Eukaryota; Apicomplexa; Conoidasida; Eucoccidiorida; Eimeriidae.